Messenger RNA from Triticum dicoccoides, 1402 nucleotides. RefSeq names its product subtilisin-like protease SBT1.6. Gene Ontology annotation, molecular function: serine-type endopeptidase activity. Lineage: Eukaryota; Viridiplantae; Streptophyta; Magnoliopsida; Poales; Poaceae. The record is from RefSeq and is a predicted model, not a curated record. Bases 1 to 1191 code for a protein of 396 amino acids. The transcript is spliced from 2 exons. Gene Ontology annotation, biological process: proteolysis.
AUGAAGCUCCUGAUUCUGCCGUCGCCGACAUUCCACCCUCUGCUGUACCGUACCGAGGACCAUCGCGGGUACUGCGCGUAUCCUUACGAGUUGAUUGCCUUGGUUUCUGGUCAUGUCGUCAUCUGCGACCUCGCCGACAGCAUUGGUCGUGAUAUCACGAUCAAGUUAGCCCGUACACUUCUGAGAUUGCACGCUUCGGCCGUUGUCUUCGUCGAACCAGAAAAGGUUGGAUAUACCAUUGAUUUGUACGACUUCGGCCCAUUGAGUCAGCUCAUUCAAGUGACCCACAAGCAGGGUGAGAUCCUGAAGAAGUUCGCGUCAGGCGGGCCGGUACGCUAUGCCCUCGUCAACUGGGAUGUAGGCACGCAGGAUUCGUCGCCGGCGCCUACGGUGGCUGACUUCUCGGGGCGUGGCUUGAGCAAGUGGAGCCCCGGCGUCCUCAAGCCGGAUCUGCUGGCUCCGGGGCUCAACAUCCUCGCCGGCGUGCCCGCGAGACCAGAGGCGUUCGCUUUCAAGUCGGGCACCUCGAUGGCCACGCCCCAUGUGAGCGGGCUCGUGGCACUUCUGAAGAGGGUGCACCCGACGUGGAGUCCGGCCAUCAUGAGGUCAGCGCUGAUGACGACAGCCUCCACCCGAGACAACAGCGGGGGGCGCAUCAUGGACGAGCAGCGGGACCCGGAUCCUGCUGCCCUCUACGCGACAGGCGCUGGCCACGUCGACUUGGCCAGGGCCAUGGACCCUGGCCUAGCCUACGACAUCGACACAGCACAGUACAUAGGCUACUUGUGCUCCAACUUCGGCGAGAUGGCGAUGCGGGCCGUUACCCGCAACAGCUCCGGCCUGUGCUCCGAUCAUGAAGGUGUGCCCCAAGAACAACUCAACUAUCCAAGCAUCGUCGUGACCUUGUUCCAGCAGCAGCAGCUCGUGGUCAGGACACUGACCAACCUGCAAGCCGAAGGCCUGCCGGAGGUGUACAAGGUGGCGGUGGCCAUGCCCGGUUUGGUGUUGGUCGACGUGGAACCCGCCGAGCUGAUUUUCACGGCGCAGGGACACAAGCAGUCCUACUCCAUCCGAGUCGCCCUGAUGCCCAAGGUCACGUUCGUCAAGGGAGCCGUCUUCGAGGGCUCAAUCACUUGGUCGUCAAGCCGCCACGUCGUCCGAAGCCCGAUGGUCGCCGUCGUCGACCUGUAAGCUGGGGAAGACGACUGAAGUGAAGCAAGGGAAGGAGUAGUCGUGCGUUUGUUUCCUGUUGAUCUGUCUGCUGCGAGUAGCAUGCAUGUUCAUUUUUAUUUUCUUCUUCGUUAACGUUGCAUUCAUAUACGUACUAGCACAAAUGCCCGUGCGUCGCAACGGGAGAAAAAUAACAGGCUGCUGAUGACAAAAAUGGAAGGCUGCUGAUGAC